Molecule: messenger RNA, 835 nt
Organism: Eutrema salsugineum
Lineage: Eukaryota; Viridiplantae; Streptophyta; Magnoliopsida; Brassicales; Brassicaceae
Product: U3 small nucleolar ribonucleoprotein protein IMP3
Exons: 5
Coding region: 152-700 (182 amino acids)
Biological process (GO): rRNA processing
Cellular component (GO): small ribosomal subunit; Mpp10 complex; small-subunit processome
Molecular function (GO): rRNA binding; structural constituent of ribosome; snoRNA binding
Source: RefSeq, a predicted model, not a curated record
GUUCUGAUUUAUCUCCUCUCUGCCUUUAGGUUCUGCUCAAAAACCUCACCUCCUUUUUAGGUUGAUUAUCUUUGCUCUGCGCCGCCGCGAAUUCUCUCUUAAUCUCACUCAAUAAUCCCUCCCAGUUUGCGUACCCUCAGAAACGUCCGUGAUGAGGAAGUUAAAGCCCCAUGAGAAGAAGCUUCUGAAGAAAGUAAAUUUCUUAGUAUGGAAAAGAGAAGGUGGGCAUCGGGAACACCUAAUUACCCAUCGAUACCACAUGGGAGAGCGUGAUGAUUACAAAAAGUAUUCAGGUUUGUGUAGGAUGGUGCAGAAACUGACGAAUGUGUUGAAGCAGAUGGAUCCAGCUGAUCCUUUUCGGAUUCAGAUGACAGAUACGCUUUUGGAGAAGCUGUACAACAUGGGCGUUAUACCGACUAGGAAAAGCUUGGCUUUGACUGAGCGGUUAUCAGUUUCGUCCUUCUGCAGACGUAGGCUAUCGACUGUGCUUGUUCACCUGAAGUAUGCAGAGCACUUGAAAGAAGCUGUGACAUAUAUAGAGCAAGGACACAUUCGUAUAGGACCAGAUACAGUUACUGAUCCAGCUUUCUUAGUGACUCGGAACAUGGAAGAUUUCAUCACUUGGGUUGAUUCUUCCAAGAUCAAACGAAAGGUGCUUCAGUACAAUGACAAAUUGGAUGACUAUGACAUGAUUGCUUAACUUUUGAGGAGAUUAAGUUAUUGUGAUGAUGCUUUCGUGUUUUGUAUAAGCCAAGAAAGUUUCAGUGCUUUAUUUAUUAUGCAAGGUUUGGAUAUUUUGGUUAUAUUCUUUGUGGAAUAUGGCAAAUGUUAACUA